GGGCGCGGCGGCGGCGCCAUGGCGGCGGCGGGGCCCUUCGCGCUGGUGACCAGCUGCGCCGCCGGCUUCGCGGCCGAGGAGCUCGUCAAACGUAUCACAGGGAGAGAUGACCUAACUGUGGGGGCAACUACAAGUGGAAGAGUGAAUUUUUACCCAUGGACAAUAGAUAAUAAAUACUAUUCUGCAGAUAUUCACCUCUGUGUAGUACCAGACACCUUUCUUGUUACUGGAGAUAUCGCUGAAUCCGUGCAAGCCUUCAUUGUGUACUUUGACAGCACAAUUAAAUCUGGACUUGACAGCGUGUCGGAAUGGCUUCCCCUGACAGAAGAGUGGUUACCAGAAGUCAUGAUCCUGGUUUGUAGCAGAGUAUCUGAAAAUGGUGUUAACAGACAGAAAGCUCAAGAAUGGUGCAUCAAGCAUGGCUUUGAACUGGUAGAACUCAACCCUGAGGAACUGCCUGAUGAAGAUGAUGACUUUCCUGAGUCCACGGGUGUGAAGCGGAUUGUACAAGCUUUGAAUGCCAACGUGUGGUCCAACGUGGUCAUGAAGAGCGACAGGCCCCAGGGCUUUGGUCUCCUCAGCACAUUAACAGGUGCAAACUGUGGCAUUGGGGCAGAAGAGAACCAAGAUGCAGAAUCCAGUCCAGCAGCAGCAGCAGAGGAAUCCCAUGCAGAGAACACAGAAGAUGGAGCUAGCACAAACAACCUGCAGGUUGACAACAUUGUGGACCCCACGUUAGACACGGACAUCCAGGAGUUAGCCAGCCUCACCACAAGAGAUGGGGGCCUGGAGAACUUUGAAAGGCUCUUCUCAAAGCUGAAAGAAAUGAAAGAUAAAGCUGCAACGUUACCUCACGAGCAAAGGAAGCUGCACGCCGAGAAGGUGGCCAAAGCGUUCUGGAUGGCAAUUGGAGGAGACAGAGAUGAAAUUGAAGGCCUGUCCUCAGAUGAAGAGCACUGAGGUGUGUGUCCCUGUGCCCGGUGCCAAGAGCCCCACUUGGCUUCAGUCGAGGAUCCCCCAUGGCUGCAGUAACACAUUCCACAGCACCUCGUGGUUAGAGUGCUCCUGUCCCACUGCCCAUCUGUUCUCUCCCUGAGGAUCCUGGCAGGCAGUGCAUGCAGGUAGACAAAAUAAGAAUUAGUUGACAUUUCUCAGAUUAACAUCUUCAUUGGUUCCUCUUUUGAGUUUAAAUAAACCAAUUUACUACCAGUUCUCUCUCUCUACUUAUGGCUGGUGGCUGUUAAGUGACUACUUAGUUCUGAGCUCAAGUGUUUUAGGUGUAGGCCUGUUGGAUGUUUUUAUGUAGCUUUACAGCUGACUUACCAGGUAAAACAGAUUGGUGUGAGCCCUGAAGAGAAAGUUGCUGACUUGUGCCCUGUUGUGGGACACUGCCAAGCUGUGAGGUUCAUCCUGCUUGAGUGCCAAAGCUGUGCAGAAUGGCCCCUGGGCUUCCAGUUGUGUGGCAGGAUGUGGCCCUUCCCUGGCAAGCCAGGAGGUGUGCCACACUCCCUGGGUGUCUCUUAGAAACUGAAUUUGGGAUUAAAUGCAAGAUGGAUUCUUUGCUGCCGUUCCAGGGGUGAAGUUCCCUGCCCAAGCCUUCUGCAGAGCUUGGCCUCAGGGACUGGCAGAGUGCACAGACCUUCUGCAGCCCAAUUAUGUUGUGCUCCCAAGAAGCAAAGCUGAUGGCACACCCCAGCCCAUCCCCUGAUGCCUUCCUUACAGACUCAUCUCCUGGCUUGUCAUCUGAAGGCACCAAGUACAACUCUCAGGGCUUCAGGGUCCUGAGGGUCAGAAAAAAAUCCUUAGGCCUUAGAUUUAGGGUCUGUGCUGCAGUAAGCUGUGGAUGGAGUCUGGUGGAUGGGGAGAGGUGGCUGAGCCCUGUCUCAUGUCUCCUGCAAAAGGGCACAUGUUUGCCCAAGAGCAUGUUAGAGCAUGGCCAGCCACACCACGUCUGAAGGAGCUGGAAAUGAACUUCCCCAACGGCUCUUUUUUGCAUGUCACUAAAUUUCCUGACCUGCUUUGGUAGAGGGUUGGACUGGAUGAUGUCUAAAGGUCCCUUCCAAGCUCCACCAGUCUGUGAUUCUAAGGUUCCCAUCAAUGAUGCCUCAUGCCAGGAAUCAGAAUGACCAAGUUGAAGGACACACUUCUUCAGCCUGUUAUAAAUAGGAAGAGAUUUGUAUUGUAGGAAACAGGCUGGGAAGAAUGGCAGCUCUUGGUGUAGGCACAGAGGAGGAGAAGCCCUUGAAGGCUUUGAUCAGGAGGGAGUGAGGCAGGAGGGAGUCACCCUGUCCCACGGCCACACAAGCCCAGAACCUUCAGCCCCGUGGUGUUUUGGUGCAGCUCUCACUGACACACUGAGCACCGUGUCCAGCGAGGGCUGGUGGGAAAUGUGUGUCAUGCCAAAACCACAGUGCACUUGUAUUUUAAAUCAGAGUUUACUUUGCUGCUGACUUGUCUUUUGUGGAGUGUCUUUUCUUCUGAAGAGAAGCCUUGGUUUGGGCUGCAGAACUUCUUUACACAAUAGA
Messenger RNA from Colius striatus (speckled mousebird), 2525 nucleotides. It is a transcript of the gene AAGAB, whose product is annotated as alpha and gamma adaptin binding protein. The transcript is spliced from 10 exons. The record is from RefSeq and is a predicted model, not a curated record. Bases 19 to 960 code for a protein of 313 amino acids. Lineage: Eukaryota; Metazoa; Chordata; Aves; Coliiformes; Coliidae.